Entamoeba dispar SAW760 is the source of this 543-nucleotide messenger RNA. RefSeq lists its product as uncharacterized. Bases 1 to 543 code for a protein of 180 amino acids. NCBI's taxonomy places the organism in Eukaryota, Evosea, Mastigamoebida, Endamoebidae. The transcript has a single exon. The record is from RefSeq and is a predicted model, not a curated record.
AUGAAAACUCAGUGCAUUAAAAAGGGAGAAGUAUUACAAUUUAAUAUUACUACUUUAAAGAAAAGAAACAAUACAAUUACUUGGGAAUCCUAUCAAAGAGUUCAACAUAAUAAUCCUGACUUUAUUAGAGUUCUUUUGAAAAAUCAAAAUAAGAUUAUUUUUGAAAAGAAAUAUAGAGCAGUUAUUAAUCAAGAAUGUUGGGGAUUUAUUAGUUGUUUAUGUAAUAAAGAAGAUUGUACUAAUCAAAAAAUUAAAGAAAUUAUUCAAAAUAAAUUACAAUGCAAAGAAAGUGAUAUUAUUGAAUUUCAUUUAAUUAAACAAAAUAUUUAUGCAAAUCCUGAUGAAUGUAACUCAAAACAAUGGAUAGUUAUUUGUACUAUAAAUUCUCAUUUUUUGAAUGAAUUACAGAAAAAUGAAAGAUAUUUAGUAGUGGAUAUGAAAGAUUUAAACUAUUUAUCUAACUUUGAAAAAACAUCAAUAAUUCUUUUUGAUGAAGAAGUGUUUACAUUUCUUUUUCAUUCAUUUUAUCUUGAAUUUGAAUAA